Molecule: messenger RNA, 732 nt
Organism: Colletotrichum orchidophilum
Lineage: Eukaryota; Fungi; Ascomycota; Sordariomycetes; Glomerellales; Glomerellaceae
Exons: 2
Coding region: 1-732 (243 amino acids)
Biological process (GO): N-acetylglucosamine metabolic process
Cellular component (GO): cytoplasm
Source: RefSeq, a predicted model, not a curated record
AUGGAUAUCGAACAGCUCAUCAGGAACCCCCCUUUCAAGCUUACCGACGCUGACAUACGGGCCCUGCGAGGCCAGUCCGAGACUUUCCAACCCCACACUUGGGAUGAAGUUCAGAAAAUCAUCGGCCAGACACCCAAGACCCCGCUAAUCAUAGUUCUGAAUCAAGCCGCAGGAGAAAUGGGACAGCUCAACAGAGCACCCCAAGACCUGCGGAACUACAUCGUGUGGCUCGCCGAGGUAGGACAGUCCCAUGGAUCCGUCUUGGAGUUUGUGCGCCGUGAGAAGUUGCACUGGCAGAGGCCCAUCGUCGCCCAAAACUCGGUGCCUUUCGCAGACCCACACGACUGGAAGAUCCUCUGGAAUGACUGGCCCUAUGGCUUGGCGAAUGGCAUCAUGCACCUGGUCCUGUGGUCCAAAGCCAAGAUACUAGUGGAUCCGGAAACGGGGCUGCCGACCAAAGAGUCAGCCAGGUUGAUCGAGGCUUUUCUGGCCCGCACGUUCGGAGGGACUUUGAGCUGUGUUCCUGGGGAGAAUCUACUCUGGUUCAAACAGAAGGCGGCCUGGCAAAGUGUGAAGGCUCUGGAUCAUAUCCAUAUUAUGUUACGCGGUGUCCAAGAAGACAAGGUAGAGAAGCUGAUUGGUCAUCAUCGAUCUCAGACUCUUCAGGUCCUGGCAAGAAAAGGCUUGUUGAUUUCCAAGACCGAGCCGCGGAUCUCAUCAAAGAUGAGCUGA